Aspergillus glaucus CBS 516.65 is the source of this 711-nucleotide messenger RNA. RefSeq lists its product as uncharacterized. Bases 54 to 254 code for a protein of 66 amino acids. Lineage: Eukaryota; Fungi; Ascomycota; Eurotiomycetes; Eurotiales; Aspergillaceae. The transcript has 2 exons. The record is from RefSeq and is a predicted model, not a curated record.
CUAUCAAGCUUUACGCCCAGGAUAACUUAUCUGUUUAUUUAUCUUGGUUCAUAAUGAGUCGAAAUUUCAUUCCGGCAGUGCUGGCAAUUGGCAUGGGUGUUUUUACAGGAUACUACACCUUCCAGCCCGCAUUGAAAGACCUAGAGCAUGAGAAAAACUUCUCAAAAGAGUACGCCAUCGCAGUCGCAGUCGCAUGGCCAUGUGACUUCCGAUAUAUUCCUCCCUCUUCGUCCUUUCCAUCAUACAAGUACUGAUACAGCACUGUUAAAGUGACCUGAAAUCCAGACAGCAGGAACAGUCAACAGAGAAGCAAGAAGCAUCGGCUUCUACGCCAUCUGACCUUGCGAACGACUCCAAUAAUUCCGGGAAAUAAGCCACUGUCUCGACGAUUUCGGCCGUCAGCAAACCGCCAUGGAACGAUAAUGGGCCAAGGACCGCUAUUUGGGUGCCGGUUUUCGCGGGAAAUGGGGAGAACAAAAAGAUCGAUACCGGGUUAUACGGGGAAUAUGGGCAUUGAGGACGACAUCGGUAGACCAUGUUGCUAGACGCUAGAAGUCGACUCGCGCCAUUCUAUAAAAAGGCCAUAACCGGCCUGGAAGGAAGACGCACAGGACAGGAUUGUCCCGUAAGAGCAGAGUCAAAUUACGGAGAGAGCAGGAAAUUGGGCAUCGUGGCCAAUGACAGAACUGUUGUAUAACUUCCAACCUGUAA